Messenger RNA from Rhizoctonia solani, 1419 nucleotides. RefSeq names its product Fungal specific transcription factor domain. Bases 1 to 1419 code for a protein of 472 amino acids. The record is from RefSeq and is a predicted model, not a curated record. Lineage: Eukaryota; Fungi; Basidiomycota; Agaricomycetes; Cantharellales; Ceratobasidiaceae. The transcript is spliced from 5 exons.
AUGGUGGAAAAAGCUUUACCGCAGAGCUUAACGUCCGAGUCUCAGCAAGAUACUUCUUGCCUCUUUUCUUGGUAUGACGACAAUUCCCUGAUUUACGACACCUUGGUCCCAGCAAGACCUGCGACCGAUACACAACUACUUCAGCCACUCCGCGUUGGAAACCCCGCUCCGUUUCAACAAUCUAGCUUGGAGUGGGAGCAGUCACGACUUGCGCUGGUCUCCGAAAUCCCAAAGGGCAUAUCUGUUAUCCCGUCUGAUAUUCGAAACAUAGUGGAGUAUGUUCUCUCACACUACGACCGUGUGUGUAACACUAUAUAUUUCAACCCUCAAGACGAUUCUGUCGAGGGGAUGCGUAAAGUAGUAGUGUGGCGCUUGUCAACGUGCGAUUUUGCUCGCAGGGGAAUGCUAAUAGACGCCAAGAUCCGCGAUUCUGUGUUCGAAAGAAGCGAUAGUGGCCGCAGAAGCGAAUUCAUACAUUGGAUUGAGCGGUUCGAGCAAGCGCUUUGUAUCCAGUUCACCAGGCCCACAACUUCAGAAGAGCUACGAGAGAGACUCAUUGACAGCCUAGAGACAUUUUUUGCCAAGAGCAUCAUCCUCAGCGCCACUGCUACGUAUCAAGUAUUUUGCCAAUUUGCACCUAAAUUUCUUUAUAUUGUCAACAACACUACGCCGUUAAGGCCGACUGGACACACCAAUACUGUCUCCAUUGCGCAUUUGCUCGAAUCGCCUUUGUAUAAAUGCACGGACUACAUGUUUAUGGAUAUUGUGGGCUCUAUGGUAUACGGGCUCCCUCAAGUCUUGGAGUACAACACAGACGCUGAUCUUUCCUGCACUCGAAUACACCCUGUCGAAUUACUCAACUGUCUUCCUAGAAGGAUCUUGGUUAUACUUGCAAAAAUCAAUGCCUAUCAGUAUCACGGAGUAGGCAAUUGGCAGGAACUUGAGCAGUCUUUAGUGUGUUGGGAGCCUCGGUCCGGAUUUGAGCCUAAAGGACUAGAGUCCUGGAAAUCAAUUGCUUGGGUUGCUCUUCAGGAAAUAUGGAGGCAUGUUUUGCUGACUUAUUUAUACCUAGCUGUAUGUAGUGCUCGUACAGAUGAUCCAAGAAUAAAGUCGUCGCUACGGCAAGUAUUCCAGCUUUUAGGAAUUAUUAGGCGGCAAGAUCCACCGAUUAACAAUCCACAUCUCUUUGCACCAUAUCUCAUUGUUGGAAUCUGUUCACUUACCGAAAAGCGACGGAGGUUAGUACGCGAGCGACUCAGUUCUGCAGUUGAAACCCGCUCCUGGUCAUUCCGUAGUCCGGACUUCGUUCCGGUCUUGGAUCAUUUAUGGCUGGGGGCUGGAUUGGGAGGACAGCCUGUUACAUGGAACGACUACGUAUACUCCAGGCAUGUUAUGCUCCCAUUGUGUAUACUUGGUUAG